AUGUCCUGGGCGAGCUUGGCAGUGCUCCCCACACACCUGCAGCUCCGGCGAGCGCUGACCACCGCGGUGCAGCCGCUGCAGCACAGGGGGAGCUUCUCACGGCAGCUGCAGCACGGCUGGAAAUUGGACCUAUGCAGAAAGGAGGUCUCCCCUGAAGCUCCUCGAAAGCAGCUGGCCCAAGAGGCCAGAGCCAGCCCUGCCUCCCUGGCGCCAUCGGCCCCGAGCCCCUUAGCCAAGAGGUGCCACACGCUGGAUUCGGAAAAACGGAGAGAAGCCGCGUGGGUGUCCCCGAGACCUUGUCCCAGACACCAGGAGCACGAAAGCCACCAGAAUGGAAUAGAUUGUUCCGCCCGGUUUUCACCUGAGCGGAUUUACCGCGCCUGGCGUGCACCCACACAGAUGCAAAUUGCCGUGGACAUCCAGCACACCGAGGAGUUCCUCAUCAAGCCCGAGUCCCGCGUGGCCCAGCUCGACACGUCCCAGUGGCCGCUGCUGCUCAAGAACUUUGACAAGUUAAACGUGUUGACUGCACACUACACUCCCCUGCCUUCUGGUGCUAAUCCCCUCAAGAGAGAGAUCUCUGACUAUGUUAGGUCAGGCUUUAUUAACCUCGACAAACCUUCCAAUCCAUCUUCCCAUGAGGUGGUUGCGUGGAUCCGCCGCAUCCUUCGCGUGGAGAAGACCGGACACAGCGGCACCCUGGACCCUAAGGUGACUGGGUGCCUCAUUGUGUGCAUUGAGAGGGCCACCCGGCUGGUCAAAUCCCAGCAGAGUGCAGGCAAAGAGUAUGUGGGAAUUGUUCGGCUGCACAAUGCCAUUGAGAGUGAGGCCCAGCUGGCCAGGGCCAUAGAAACGCUGACAGGAGCCCUGUUUCAAAGACCACCCCUCAUCGCUGCUGUGAAGAGACAGCUGAGAGUCAGAACCAUCUAUGAAAGCAAACUAGUGGAGUACGACCCAGAGAGAAGAUUAGGUAUUUUCUGGGUGAGCUGCGAAGCAGGCACGUACAUCCGAACACUCUGUGUUCACCUUGGCUUGCUGCUCGGGGUUGGAGGACAGAUGCAAGAGCUCCGGAGAGUGCGCUCAGGGAUCCUGGGAGAGAAGGACAACAUGGUGACUAUGCACGAUGUCCUGGACGCGCAGUGGCAAUAUGACAACAACAAGGAUGACAGCUACCUGCGAAGGGUUAUCCUGCCCCUGGAGAAGCUGCUGACUUCACACAAGCGGCUCGUUAUGAAAGACAGUGCAGUUAAUGCCAUUUGCUACGGAGCCAAGAUCAUGUUGCCUGGUGUCCUGAGGUAUGAAGAUGGCAUCGAGCUUAAUCAGGAGAUUGUCGUCAUCACCACAAAAGGAGAAGCCAUAUGCCUGGCAAUCGCCUUGAUGACCACGGCAGUCAUUUCUACUUGCGACCAUGGAGUAGUGGCGAAGAUCAAGAGAGUGAUCAUGGAGAGAGACACGUAUCCCCGCAAAUGGGGCCUUGGUCCCAAGGCCAGCCAGAAGAAGAUGAUGAUCCAGAAGGGUCUGCUGGACAAGCACGGGAAGCCCAAUGAGAACACGCCGGAUUCGUGGAAGAAGGAGUACGUGGAUUACAGGGAUACUGUCAAGAAAGAGGAAGCAGCAGCGCCCCGGUCUAUCUCGGAGCCGGAGAGGGUUCCAAAGAGGAAACGAGAGUCGGACAGUGAGAGCGAGGAGUGCGCGGCCCCGCCGUCCCCUGCCACCCCCCCGCCAGACGAGACGAGCAAAAAGGAAAAGAAAAAGAAGAAGAAAGACAAGAAGGUCAAAGAGGCUGCUGAGAGUGGAGAAGAGCCAAUGGAAGUGGCCUGUGAGAGCAGCACCAAGAAGAAGAAGAAAAAGAAACAAAAAGUAGAAGAGAGCUCUGAAUAAGCGACUGGAUGUGUCCAAAACAGGCGACCUCGUCAGUGGGGAGGGAGGAGUCUGAGGCCUUGACAAAAAAGGACUG
Tinamus guttatus (white-throated tinamou) is the source of this 1957-nucleotide messenger RNA. NCBI's taxonomy places the organism in Eukaryota, Metazoa, Chordata, Aves, Tinamiformes, Tinamidae. The record is from RefSeq and is a predicted model, not a curated record.